This is a messenger RNA of Cryphonectria parasitica EP155, 1116 nucleotides long. RefSeq lists its product as uncharacterized. Gene Ontology annotation, molecular function: transcription cis-regulatory region binding; DNA-binding transcription activator activity, RNA polymerase II-specific. The record is from RefSeq and is a predicted model, not a curated record. The transcript is spliced from 5 exons. The annotation marks the transcript as partial. Gene Ontology annotation, cellular component: RNA polymerase II transcription regulator complex. NCBI's taxonomy places the organism in Eukaryota, Fungi, Ascomycota, Sordariomycetes, Diaporthales, Cryphonectriaceae.
AGUCCCCUCAGCCUGAACUUCCUCAAGUCGCUUUCGGACAAGAAGUUGACAAGAGACGGGCAACCGGCUAAACGGCGAGGACCAAAACCCGAUAGCAAGCCUGCUCUGACAAGGAGGCAGGAAUUAAACAGGCAAGCCCAGAGAACCCACCGAGAGCGCAAAGAGCUGUACAUCAAGGCCUUGGAAGAUGAAGUGCUCCGCCUCAAGGAGAUUUUCUCAAAUGUCAGCCAGGACAAAGAACGCCUGGCCGAGGAAAAUCGCUCCCUGAAGGUUCUUCUUCAGCAUAAUGGCCUAACGCUACCCCAUGCUACCGCCGCCAUGAUGGACGACAACAUCAGCAACCCGUCUGUCGGUCCGUACCUUGGCAGUCGCAGCCCUGCAUCUGUAGCAGGUUCUACAAGCUACGGAUUCCCAUCCGUCUCCACGCAGCAUACUGCGUACACCCCGCCGCCGGGGUCAGCGUUAAGCACAGGGCUAUCGCCUGGUGGCCUCAGUCCUGUCACCCAGGCCUCUGGCCUCAGCAUGCACUCUCAGAUCUCACAAGCGCCUGGGCCGCAGCGCAACCCAGGCGUAGAUUAUGAUCAGGCGGGCAUUGACUUUGUUUUAAAGCUCGAGAGGCCGUGUAUGGAUCACAUGCCCUGGUUACUGGAGCGUUCCAGCGCCAAUGGCGGGCUUGAGCCUUGUGGGCACGCACUCAUGGCAUCUUGUCCUCCCGAACCCUUUCCGGAAUUAACGAACGACAUUCCCUUCGGCCACAGACAUGGCAACCAUGUGGCAGCCGCCGGCCAACCCAAUCACAAUGCCGGCUUCGCCGUGGCAUCAACGGCCAUGGAUGUCGAUGGUGGCCCGCCGCGGACUUGGGAGCUUAGCAAAGCCGACUUGGCGACGCUGCUUGACCUGAGCCAGAAGCUGAAUCUCGACGGCGAAAUCACGCCGGUCAUGGCAUGGGGUAUGGUGCUCAGCCAUCCUAGGCUGGGAGAGCUGAACGAGAAGGACUGCGCGAGGCUGUCUGAGGAGCUGCGGAGCAAGGUUCGAUGUUAUGGCUUUGGUGCCGUGAUGGAGGAGUUCGAGGUCCGUGAUGCGCUUGCAGCCAUCUUCUCGACCAAGCCGGAGGUG